Lactuca virosa is the source of this 4227-nucleotide messenger RNA. The record is from the annotation of a GenBank genome assembly. NCBI's taxonomy places the organism in Eukaryota, Viridiplantae, Streptophyta, Magnoliopsida, Asterales, Asteraceae.
UGUAGAUCUACAUAGCUUCACUUUAAUAAUUGUGUCAUUGUGUGUUAUAUAAUUUUAUGGAACAAUAUCAUGGCAAAGGAUUCUUGCUUUUGUUAUCAUUUAUGAUGUGAUGCCAGUCACUCUCAGAUUUGAUCAAUUUCUUCCCGUGAGCAGACCAAGGUCUUCCUUCUUCGCCGGCCGGACUCCUCGAUUCUCGUCGGCGCCGUCGUCUGCUUCACGAUCUCGUCUCCAAAACCCUCCGAAAACGUCAAAAUCAUUUUAGCGUUCUGUUUAAUUUGUUUCAUAUUUCAGAAAUCUUAAAUUUAGGGUUUUUUUAAUUUUUAUUAAUUGGGGGACAAUUUAUCGAAGGGAUGCUAAUCACACUGAAUCCCGUAGAGAUCAUCAUCAGUUAUGUUCCGCCGUCUUAAAUGGUUCAUAGCUGGUUUCAAUCAACAGAGAACACCUAAACCGAAGGUCGAUGCGAAGCGCUUGUCUCUACCUAGGGAACAUCAGAACUACAAUAAUUCAAGAACUCGAAAUCGCAAGUCAAUGUUGGAAGCCGUUCACGAAGUUGCAAUUUAUAUCCAUAGGUUUCAUAACCUAGACCUAUUUCAGCAAGGGUGGUAUCAGAUCAAGAUUACCAUGAGAUGGGAAGAUAGCGACUAUGCAUCUUCUCUGGGAACUCCUUCAAGAGUGGUUCAGUACGAUGCUCCUGAUCUUGGUUCUGAUAAUGUAUUGGGUGUAUGGAAGAUUGAUGACACAGACCAUAGUUUUUCAUCACAACCUUUCAAGAUUCGAUAUGCAAGACAGGAUAUUCUUCUAUCAGUCAUGAUAGCUUUCAACUUAUCUCUUGGUAAAUUUGAGGGUCCAAUCACAUCUGCUGUAAUUCUGAAAUUUGAGCUGCUGUAUACACCUGUUUUGGAGAUCGGCUCCAAUAUGCAGGACUCUUUGGAAGUAACCCCUGCUGCAGUUCAUGAGUUCAGAAUUCCACCCAAAGCUCUUCUUGGACUACAUUCAUAUUGUCCUGUUCAUUUUGAUGCUUUCCAUGCUGUGCUUGUUGAUACCACUGUCCACAUCAGCUUACUAAAAGGUGGUGUUCAUACCAUGAAAACACCAAGUCGCAGCAAUUCUCUUAGUCAUGAAGAAGCUUCCAGUGACAACAAGUAUGACAAGGAAAAGCGUGUUUUGCUUGUGAAGGCAUUUUUAAUUUCACGUGCAAAUUUACUUCAAGAGCUAAGAAAUCUUAGUAAAGCAAUUAAUCAAACAAUUGAUGUAAGUGGUUUCACUUCACAACAUGAUGAAAGUGAAACAGAGACUCCUAAUGUUUCUAAGAUUCCAAAUGGAUCCAUUGAUAUGCAGAGUGAUUAUCUUUACACCCUACAAAACGAUGAACUUUAUCGUCUUUUUCAUUCCCUUGGAGACCAAAUUCUCUACUUAUGGAGCACAUUUCUCAAGUUUCACAGGGCUAACAAAGCAAAAAUUUUAGACCAUUUGCGUAAUUCAUGGGGUAUUGAUCGUAGAGCUGAGUGGUCAAUAUGGAUGGUGUACUCCAAAGUUGAAAUGCCUCUCCAACCAAUCAGAAGCGAGGUUGAUGACUCAGCAUACAAAGGUCCACGUGGCAGUGUCCCUGUUCUCAGAAAGAUAACCGAAGAUCCUUCUGAAGCUGCAGCAAUGAGAGCUGAGCUUCAUAGGCGAAGUAUUGCACAGAUGAGGAUAAACAGUUGUUCAAUUCAAGAUCUUCAUAUUUUUGGAGAUCCCUCACGUAUACCAAUUAUAAUAGUGGAACGUGUUGUAAAUGCACCAUUGCGUUCACCUAGUGGAAAUUCUUACUUCAGAAAUAUGGAUCAAAAGGCUACUACUAAUGGAGUUCUUCAAGAAAAUGACUCAAGAAUUUCCACCAAUCAUCAAAAAGGACGUGUUUUGAAGAUUGCUGUGUUUGUUCAUGGUUUUCAGGGACAUCAUUUGGAUUUACGCCUUGUAAGGAAUCAAUGGCUUUUAAUAGAUCCAAAACUUGAGUUUCUAAUGUCUGAAGUGAAUGAAGAUAAAACAUCUGAAGACUUUAGGGACAUGGGAUUAAGAUUAGCUAAAGAAGUGAUUGCUUUUGUUAAAAAGAAAAUGGAUAAAGCCUCAAGAUCUGGUGGCUUAAAAGAUGUUAAACUCAGCUUUGUGGGCCACUCCAUUGGAAAUGUCAUCAUUAGAACUGCACUUUCAGAGAGCAUCAUGGAGCCAUACCAUAGAUACCUUCAUACAUAUGUGUCUGUUUCGGGCCCACAUUUAGGGUAUCUGUAUAGUUCAAAUUCUCUUUUCAAUUCUGGAUUAUGGCUUUUGAAGAAGCUUAAGAACACACGUUGCAUUCAUCAGCUUACUUUCACUGAUGAUAUUGAUCUUGAAAACACUUUCUUCUACAAACUUUCCAAGCAAAAGACAUUGGAAUAUUUCAAGAACAUAAUCCUUCUCUCAUCUCCUCAGGAUGGUUACGUUCCAUAUCAUUCUGCGCGAAUCGAGAUGUGUCAAACGUCAUCAGGAGACUACUCAAAAAAAGGGAAAAUUUUCCACGAGAUGCUCAACAACUGCUUAGAUCAAAUCCGAUCUCCAUCUUCUGAACAAAGAAUGUUCAUGAGAUGCGAUGUCAACUUUGAUAUCUCAUUACAAGGAAGAAACUUGAACACGAUAAUUGGUCGAGCUGCUCACAUAGAGUUUCUGGAAACCGAUAUUUUUGCCAAUUGGGUGGAAGAAUUACAGAAAAUCUCAAAGUUCGAACAGGGGUUUUCAAGCUCUUAUCACCUGAUUUUACAUAACUUAAAUAUGGAAUUAUCUCUAUCGCAUGCUUUAUCAUAUACGCAUGAUAAAUCCCCGAUUUCUCUCAAAUCAGAUUUCCUCCCUUCUCAUUCUUUCUGGAAGAGAAAUCAUAACAAGAUACAGAAACCACAAAACCUAUCUUUUACAAUCACUGCAUCCAUCAAACAUGUUCGUGACCCAUCACUCGACUACCAUGUAGUAAAGCAAAACAAGAUCCGAUUUGUUCAAAAGCUCAAAACUUUACUCCUUUCAAAACCAAAACACUACAUGCCACUUCACAUCCUAGGCAAAUGUCGAUCCUACCUUUCUCUCUCAAAACCCCGAUCCCUUCUCUCCAUGAUCCAUCGUUACCCCACCAUUUUCGAACUCUUCACUAUCCCUUUACCUUCAACACCAUUAAACGCCACAAAAACACUCCCACAACUCUGUGUACGUCUCACUCCAUCUGCAUCUUCUCUCGCAAUUCAAGAAUCUAACCUCAAAACUGCCAUGUCAGACUCUUUAGCCUACAAACUUCAGAAACUUCUCAUGCUCUCUUCUCAUCAAAGAUUACUUCUAUCAAAAUUAGUCCACAUUGCCCCUGAUCUUGGCCUCCCUUCUAACUUCCGUUCUAGACUCUGUAAUCAAUACCCUGAAAAGUUUAAAACUGUUGACACGUCAUAUGGGCGUGCACUUGAGCUUGUGUCAUGUAACAUUGACCUGGUCAACCCUCUUCCGAUUCCUGAAGUCAAACCUCUUGGGUUGAUUGUAGAUAGACCUUUGAAGUUUAAUCGAUUGAGACUACGAAAAGGGCGUAAUGUGAAAAGACAUCAAGAACAGUUUUUGAUAAAGUUUAGAGAGAUAAAAGACGUGUGCCCUUAUCGAACAAAAGUUGGAGAGUUUCCAAAAGAAUCUUUGAAAGCAGAGAAGAGAGGUUGUGAUGUGGUGAGGGAGGUGUUAGGUAUGAUGGUUGAGAAGCGGACUUUAGUUGACCAUUUGACUCAUUUUAGGAAAGAGUUUGGGUUGCCAAAUAAGUUGAGGGGUAUGUUGUUGAGACACCCUGAGCUUUUUUAUGUGAGUUUGAAGGGGGAUAGGGAUUCGGUUUUUCUUGUGGAGGGGUAUGAUGAUGAGGGUAAACUUUUGAAACAAGAUGAGUUGUUGAUGAUGAAAGAUUUGUUAAUGGAUUUGGUUAGGGAAGGGAAAAGGAUGAGGAGAGAGAGAAGGAAUGAGGUUAAGAAUGAUUUUAGUUAUGGAAGUAGAGAAAUUAAUGGAGAUUAUCAAAGUCUUGAUGAGAUUGAUGAUGAUGAUGAUGAUGUUGUGGACAGUUUGGAUGACUUAUUUGAUAAUGAUAAUGAUAAUGAUGAUGAUGAUGAUGAUGAUGAUGGUGAAGAAGAGGAGGGAGGAGAAUUUUGGUCUACCAAGUUUGUUUCUGUAGUUGGGAGUGAAGAAAAAUGUUUAGAGCCUUGGUGA